AUGCGAGGUUUAUUUCUUCUUAGCGUCGUCCAAGCAGGAGGAUUUUUCGACAGUAUUUCAAACUGGGGACAGCCUCAAAUUCCCGACCAGUUGAACCCCUACAAACCGAAGAUCGACAAAUUGGAAAAUGAUCUCAAUCGCUGGUGCAUGUACGGUACUGGCUACGAUCCCCGCGAGCACUUGAAAAAGUACCGCCAGCUCUUUUCCCAGAACAACGUCGGAAUCGACCCAAAAACCGUCCCAACAGAUUGCUCGAAGAUCCAGCAAAUUGUGCUUCCAGAAAAUCACGCAUUUUCCGCUUACGGGCGGCCUGGCCCAUCAUCCCGCUACAGUGAACCAACGCCAGACCGACACACAGGAUUCACGCCUCCUCAUAUCGACUUUCCCGAUGACUUUGAACCGGAAGAAGACCCGAGCGAGGACUCAGAAACCGAUGACGACUCCCCUAAACGGACAAAAGCACGAGGGACGUCUGGAAAUACGAUCAUGGGGAUCUCAGCACUUGUAGUUCUCCUGAUCUGCGUCACUAUCAUAGCUUGCAUCUGCUACAAAGCUGGCAACUGUGUUAUGUGCAACAACAUCAACUGCUUUGGAGCGAAUCAACUCAAAGUCGCCAAAGAUAGCGAAGCUCUCACUCCCCUUCCUUCUCGCCAAGCUUCAUACGUCCAAACACCUCCUCAGCCAGCUCCUCGCUCGUUGAGCAACGUCUAUUCUCCUCCACCCUCGUACCACCAAAGUGCACCGAGCCUUGCGCAUGCGAAUACACCACUUCUCAACUCGAGGGAUUCAAUGGAAAAGGCUCCGAUGGCUGGCGGAUCGAAUUGGGGCGCUCCGGAAAAAUCCGAACCUGGCUGGUAG
This is a messenger RNA of Oikopleura dioica, 858 nucleotides long. Lineage: Eukaryota; Metazoa; Chordata; Appendicularia; Copelata; Oikopleuridae. The record is from the annotation of a GenBank genome assembly.